Dreissena polymorpha is the source of this 732-nucleotide messenger RNA. RefSeq lists its product as uncharacterized. Gene Ontology annotation, cellular component: mitochondrial large ribosomal subunit; ribosome. The transcript has 3 exons. The record is from RefSeq and is a predicted model, not a curated record. The coding region runs from base 91 to 537 and encodes 148 amino acids. Gene Ontology annotation, molecular function: structural constituent of ribosome. Gene Ontology annotation, biological process: translation. Lineage: Eukaryota; Metazoa; Mollusca; Bivalvia; Myida; Dreissenidae.
UAUAAUCAUGUUAUAAAUCUGAAAAGACCUACCUCUCAGCUGUCUAAAAUGUUCAUAAAUUAACAAUAAGCUGGGAACCAAUUAAACAAAAUGGCUGCGCCCUUGACGAAGUGUCUUGUUUCCUGUUUUAAUGUUUCAAAAUUUUCUCUCGAGAGGUCUGUUAUUCCCUGCCUUUGUCAGCCCUACAGAGGGAAGAAAACCAAGUCUGGUGGCUCUGUUCGGAAUCAGAACACUGGCACAAGGGGAAAAGACCGGGGCCCAAAGAAGUAUGAUGGGAUGUUUGUGUACAAGGGAGAUGUAUUGCACACACAGUAUGGACUGACCAUGUAUCCUGGAGAAAAUGUUGGUAUUCUGAGAAACAACUCAUUGUUUGCAUUAACGGAUGGAAUCGUAAAAAUAUCAUGUGAGAAACUGCAGCCUUUCCCUAAUAGUCCUCUGUACCAGAGGGUCCAGAAUGGCAUGACGAUCUACAAGAAAUUCUACAACAUCUACCCUACUCCUUUGCAUGCAAAAUUCAAGCUUGUUUCUGAAAGCUGAUGAAAAAGAGAGAUAUGGUGUGGUGAAACCAAUCAGACAGGCAGAUCAAAAAGAUUUUAUUGCAAGAUGUUUUCCGCAAUCUGGAGGGCAAUUAUUGAGGAUCAUAAUGAUAUAAAUUCAUGAUACACAUGUAAUAUUCAAUGGUCUUUAUUUAACACAUUACUAUUUUAUUGAAACAAUAAAUAAUUAACAUGA